Strongylocentrotus purpuratus (purple sea urchin) is the source of this 578-nucleotide messenger RNA. RefSeq lists its product as uncharacterized. Gene Ontology annotation, cellular component: membrane. The transcript has 3 exons. The record is from RefSeq and is a predicted model, not a curated record. Lineage: Eukaryota; Metazoa; Echinodermata; Echinoidea; Camarodonta; Strongylocentrotidae. Bases 18 to 578 code for a protein of 186 amino acids.
AAGAGGAGUUCGUGAUCAUGUGGGAGGUCGACGACCCACUCGUCACUGGAUGUAGUGCCGGUAUCUUCUCCGCAGAGAUGGAUUUCCACGAAUUCCCGACUGAUUCGAUAGCCCUCACAUUCGACGGUGGUUGGAGCGAUGAGGGAAUAGAGGUGGACGCGAUACAGGUGUAUGGAACACGAUCAAUGCCCUCCAACGUCCGCAUCGUAGAGGGCGCUUCACUGACCGAGGGGCGAAUCGAGGUCUUCGACCCUGUUAAUACAGGGGUGUGGGGCACCGUCUGCAGAAGCAGCGAAUUGAACACCAGGACGGGCGACUUACUUGCGGAUCAACUCGGCCAGUAUGGCUUUGAUCGGUUCGGUAGCGACGGGGAGUUUCCAGACAGCUUGUAUGUGGCGACAGUGAAGAAUCCGCAUUGUAACUCAAAUAGUCUCAAUAUCCUGAACUGCUUCGAGCAAGGAGGAACGUGUGACGUAACACAUGUUGGUAUCAAAUUCACAGAAAGUAAGACUUCCCGAAGACAUUCUUUCUUUUUUCAUUUUUCUUGUGAUCUGACAUUUGCUCCGGAUUUUAUUUAG